CCCAAAGGCAACCCUCCUCCCCUCCGGCCUUUUAAUGUGAGGCCAACGAGCCGAGAGAAACAGAGAAGACAGAGGCAGAUAGUGCAAGAAAGAGAGCAGAAGGGAAGGAAAGGAAGGGAAGAAUAGAAAGGACUUGUCCUUAUUCUUCUUCUCUCAGAGCUGAAUCCAGGCGGUGGUGGUGAAUCCGAGCGUAGAAGGGGAGGGGAAGCCGCGGACGGCUCGCCUCCAUUCGUUCCUCUCGUCGGUGUUCUUGAGUCUCUUCGGGAAGAACCAGGAAGGAGAAGAAUCCAUGGCUACCAGGCAUCACGCUGUGGUUUCCCAGCAGCAGAAAGGCGCGAUUAUUCCUGCGGGCAAGCAGAAAGCUGCUGCCGGUGCAGAUGCGAAGAACCGGCGAGCCCUUGGAGAUAUUGGUAAUCUAGUCAAUGUCCGAGUUGCUGAAGGGAAGCCGCUUCCCACAGUUAAUCGGCCCAUUACCAGAAGUUUUGGUGCUCAACUCCUUGCAAACGCGCAAGCCGCCGCCGCCGCCGCCGCCGAUAAGAAGCCUGUAGUUGUUCCUGCUGAUGGAGCAGCAGUGGUUAAGGCUGCCGCAAAAGCAACUAAGAAGAUUACUGUUAAGCCAAAGCCUGAGAAAAAAGCCAUUGAGACCAACCCUGAUGAGAAAACAAAGGAAGAAUCUGAGACUAGUAGUUCCCGCAGCAGGUCUUCAAGGAAGAAGGUCAAUACACUUACUAAAGUACUUACAGCUCGAAGCAAGGCUGCCUGUGGAGUCACUGACAAACCCAAAGAUUUGGUUCCUGAUAUUGAUGCAUCGGAUGCCGAUGAUCAGUUGGCUGUAGUGGAUUAUGUUGAAGAUAUCUACAAGUUCUAUAAACUUGCUGAGAACUCUUUCCGGCCGCAUGACUACAUGGACUCACAAGUGGAGCUCAAUGCGAAGAUGAGAGCAAUUCUGACCGACUGGCUGAUCGAAGUGCAUCACAAAUUCGAGCUACAGCCUGAGACUCUAUACCUGACUUUCUACAUCAUUGAUCGCUACCUUUCAAAGGAAAUAGUCAUGAGGAGAGAACUCCAGCUUGUGGGAGUCUCUGCCAUGCUAAUUGCGUGCAAGUACGAGGAGAUAUGGGCUCCAGAGGUCAAUGAUUUCAUUUGCAUAUCAGAUAGGGCCUAUACCAGAGAGCAAAUACUAGUCAUGGAGAAAGGAAUUCUGAACAAGCUGGAAUGGAACUUAACCGUUCCCACGCCUUACGUAUUUCUUGUGAGAUUUUUGAAGGCUGCGUUAUGCGACGAAGAGAUGGAGCACAUGGUUUUCUUCUUUGCUGAGUUAGGUCUGAUGCAGUACUCCAUGAUCAUGUUCUGCCCAUCAAUGGUUGCUGCUUCUGCUGUUUAUGCAGCUAGAUGCACUCUUAAGAAAAGCCCACUUUGGACUGAAACACUCAGGCACUACACAGGGUUCUCUGAGCCACAGCUAUUGUAUGCAGGACUGUGCACAAAUUUUGGUGAACUCUCACUCAGAGGCACCAGAGAGCAAGCUGAAGGUUGUGUACAAGAAGUAUUCAAGUGAGCAAUUUGGAGCUGUGGCUUUGCAACCCCCAGCAACAAAACUGUUGGAAGAGUUGUUGGAUGCUUCAAGGAAGAAGAGUUAAAAUGCUUCAAGGAAAGUGAUCUGGGAGAAGUGAUGCUGGAUUACCCACUGGUAAUUAAUAUAUAUUUGUUUCUUUGUUUCCAGAGAGAUGAAUCAGUGAGGAAAAGAAGGUGCUGAAUCAUCCAAGUUGAUGAUACAGAGGGAUUCCUUUUGUCUGUUUUUGGUCCCUACUCUUCACUCCAGAGUUUUAUUACUUUGAAGGAAGCAAAACAGUUUACUGCAUUCUUUUAAUGUGCAUAUAGUUUGCUGCCCAUUGGUUGUUGAGACGUCUGAUUUUUAUGAAGCAGCUUUUUGUCGAAGCAUAAUGAUAUAUAUAUUUUUAUCCAA
Messenger RNA from Phoenix dactylifera (date palm), 1966 nucleotides. NCBI's taxonomy places the organism in Eukaryota, Viridiplantae, Streptophyta, Magnoliopsida, Arecales, Arecaceae. The record is from RefSeq and is a predicted model, not a curated record.